Molecule: messenger RNA, 1017 nt
Organism: Vicia faba (fava bean)
Lineage: Eukaryota; Viridiplantae; Streptophyta; Magnoliopsida; Fabales; Fabaceae
Source: the annotation of a GenBank genome assembly
AUGGCUGAGCAAAUUGUAUCUGGUGUUGCUGAAAACCUCAUUAACAGAAGACUCAAAGAUGAUGUGCUUCAUCCUUCUGAAGACUUGCUAGAUGAUUUUCUUAUUCAAAAUAUGAGACACAAAAUAGAUGAAUCUCAUAAGAACAAACUGACCCAGGAUUAUAAGCUUGUUGAGCCAAUCACAUGGAAACCAAAAUAUCUCUGUGCUUGCUAUUGUUGGGAUUGGUGGUUUGGGGACUCUUGCUCAGUUGGUAAGAAAUACUUGUUAGUCCUAGAUGACAUUUGGAACGAAAGUUUUGAAAAAUGGGCUCGGUUGAGGACUUAUUUGAUGUGUGGUGCUCAAGACAAUAUGGUUUUAGUAACAACUCGUAGCAAAGUUGUAGCCCAAACAAUGGGUGUAAGUGUCCCCUAUACUCUGGAUAUUUUGAACCCAAUUGCAUCUUGGAGUUUGUUGAAGAAAAUUAUUACAUAUGGUGAUGAGACUAAAGGAAUUGAUCAAAUUCUUGAACCAAUUGAUGAAGAUAGCAUCAUGCCAGUGUUGAAACUAAGUUACCAAAACUUGUCGCCUCAAUUAAGAAAAUGUUUUUCUUAUUGCUCUUUAUAUCCUAAGGAUUGGGAAAUAGAGAAGGAUGAGUUGAUUCAAUUGUGGAAGGCACAAGGUCAUCUUGGAUUUUCAGAUGAAAACCAGACCAUGGAAGAAAUCGGUAAUCAAUUUGUGAAGAUUUUCUUGAUGAAGUCAUUUUUCCAAGUUGCUCAAUAUGAUGAGGCAUUUCCAGUUUGGAUUUGCAACCUUCUGUCACUUGAAUAUAUCUACAUUGGAGAAUGUCAAGUUUUAGCUUCACUACCUGAUGAAAUGCUCCGCCUUACUAAAUUACAGACCCUAGAAAUCAUUGGAUGUCCCCUCUUAAUUGAUGGCUUAUUACAUGUUGUGAUUUCAGUGUUAUCAGGUUUCUUCCAUAUUGCAAUAGCCAGACCUUUUGAGUGUGUCAAAGACAUCUGUGACGACAAAGAACUCUGA